CCUAUCAGUCCCUGUCAGUCUCUGUCUAUGUUUGUUUUAUAGGCAUAGUUUAUAGGUUUGUUUAUAAUUUUGCAAAAUGCUUUUUUAUUCUAAUUUAUAAUUGUUUAAAAUGCCCGUUGACAAUAGAAGAAUCACUGUUCCAGAAAAUACAACUUGUUAUAAUUUAUUUACUAAGUCUAAAAGUUUCAAAAAUAGAUGCGAGCAUUUUAUAAAUACUUCUGGGAAAAGGCCCGAUGGACGAAAAGCAGAGGAGCAUCGUAAAAUUUUUUUACAAAUGAAUGUUGUUACUCAAGCUAAAGGAUCUGCAUAUAUAGAAGUUGGGAAAACUAAAGUAAUAGUAUCAGUUUUUGAUCCUCGUGGAAUACCUAACAACAGCGACUAUAAACAGAAUGGAGAGUUGUACUGUGAAUUUAAAUAUGCUCCGUUUAGUUGUACCAAGCGUCGCUUACAUCAGCAAGAUUCAGAAGAAAAACAAAAAAGUUUAAUUAUGAAGAGAUCAUUGGAAUCUGCUGUUUGUAGACAUGAAUUUCCUAAUUUUCAAGUAGAUAUAUACGCCUUAGUUUUGGAAAAUGAUGGUUCAACAUUAAGUGCUGCUAUUACAGCAGCAGGCAUUGCUUUAGCUCAAGCAGGAAUUCCCAUGUAUGAUAUUAUAACUGCAGCAGAAUUUGGAUACCAAGAUGGUACUUACGUUCUGGAUCCAACUUCGCAGGAAGAACGAAUUUGUAGUGUUACAAUGCAGGAAAAUAAUGAUAGUGCAAAUGAAUUUAAACCUCAAGGUAUAAUUAUUUUGUCAAUGUUAUUAACUCAUCAACAGGUAUCAGGUUUUCAUGCAAAUGGAAAUUUAAGAUUAAGUGAUGUAAAUAAUAGUUUUGAUGUUAUUAGUCGAGCAACAGCAGAUAUUGCUAAUCUUGUCAAAAAAAAUCUGGUAAAACAAGUUAUAAAAAAUGUUCAAGAAAAUGCAAUUAAAAAGUAACACCUAUUAA
Molecule: messenger RNA, 983 nt
Organism: Agrilus planipennis (emerald ash borer)
Lineage: Eukaryota; Metazoa; Arthropoda; Insecta; Coleoptera; Buprestidae
Product: exosome complex component MTR3
Exons: 2
Coding region: 110-973 (287 amino acids)
Biological process (GO): U4 snRNA 3'-end processing; nuclear mRNA surveillance; rRNA catabolic process
Cellular component (GO): nuclear exosome (RNase complex); nucleolus; cytoplasmic exosome (RNase complex)
Source: RefSeq, a predicted model, not a curated record